AUGGAAAACGAAACCUGGGAAGAAAUUUUCGAAUGGGAAGUCGAAGAAGAUCUCGACUUGGCAGGUCGUCUCACAAUCAGAUCAAUCAGUAUCAACACCGAUAAUAAUAAUAACAGUGACAUCUUUAAUCCUGAAUUUUCAUUCUCUUCCUCGUCAUCAGAAGAAAGCGAAGAUGAAAUUUAUGAAUUUAUCGAGACUUACAAACGACCAACUUAUGCAAAUAUUUUAAAAGGAUUUCCAGUGACAUCAAACACCAAAAAUUUAUUACCACCACAAUUUACAACUUCAUACCCACGCAAAGCUUUGAAUAACGAAACUAAUAAUAAUCAAUUCACUACAACAACAUCAAGAACUGUUAACUACCCAAAAACUGAACUCUCCUCAUCAAACGAGUCAAUCUACGAUAAUGAGAAGGAAAAAUAUCGAAUACAACGUCGUCGAGAACGAAAAGAAAUUGCAAAAAUACAUGACCGACGGCUUUACGGACAACUUUUGACUGCUGAGGAAAUUGAUAAAAAAUACGUUAAUUUGAAAGCUUGUCGCAAGGCAAUGAAAUUCAGGAAAAAAUCAAAAGACAAGUAA
Ambispora gerdemannii is the source of this 582-nucleotide messenger RNA. The record is from the annotation of a GenBank genome assembly. Lineage: Eukaryota; Fungi; Glomeromycota; Glomeromycetes; Archaeosporales; Ambisporaceae.